Molecule: messenger RNA, 1041 nt
Organism: Moneuplotes crassus
Lineage: Eukaryota; Ciliophora; Spirotrichea; Euplotida; Euplotidae
Source: the annotation of a GenBank genome assembly
UAUAUAAAUAAUGUCAUCAACUGACCAAGGAACCUCAGCCAGAGAGUGCAAGAUAUGCCUCGAACCAGUGCAGAGUGCUUAUCUUCUAGAAUGUGCUGAUAUGUACUGCUGGGAAUGAAUCAAACAUUUCUGAGAGUCCCAGAAGAAACGUAAACUUACACCUUCGUGCCCUUUAUGCAUCCAUGAAAUUAAAGGAGAGUGGCUGACGAAUUUACUAGAAGGAGAUGCACCUCCUCCACCACCUCCGCCCAAGCCUCAACAUGUAGAAGUUAGAAGAGAAGAACAACCAGAGGACGACCUUGCUCUACCAGUGCUUGGUGGGAUACACUCUGAAGAACUAAAGGGAGAAACUUACUUUUGCCCUAGUUGCCAAGAAGGAGAAGGAGUUAUAAAUAAUAGUAGGACUAAGGCAACCUGCGCCUGCGGUCAUGUGUUCUGAGUGGAGUGAUACCAAGAAUGGGGAGCUAAUGAUGCCCAUAGGUGUAUCAGACAAGGUAAUGGCGAGAACAGUGGGGUAUUGGAAGGAGAUUAUUUAGACCGAAUCAGAAAUAUUGGACAGAAUGGAGAUGAACUCUUGUGCCCGAAAUGAACGAUGAGGUGUGAGAUUAGAAAUGAUUCUAGUCUUGGCAAGUGAGAAAUGUGAGAGCAUGAGUUUUGAAUGUUCUGUAGGGAAGAUUAUGAUGUAGGCCAUCGUUUUUCUCCAUUCAAAGCAUGAGGCAAAAAGUACUCGAAUGGAAAAGAUGAUAUUUGUCUUGCUUUAACAUGGUAUUUAUUCAUCGACAUCAUAAUUUAUCCUCAACUUUAUUUUCUGACUCCCAUAACUAAGAAGCUAAAAUGCCCGAAAGAAUGAGGAGAGUACAUAGGCGCUAUAAUCCUCCUCGUCGUUUUUGUAUUCCUCUUUCUUCUUGCAAUAUUAUUCUCUUGUUUCUGUUGACUAAUUUUCCCUUGACUUGCACUGCAGAGGUCAAAUCAUCUAAAACGAAGGCUUGAUGAGUAGGAGAAUCACAAUAUUAAUUAACCCAAAAUAGCACUUUCAAUUUG